This is a messenger RNA of Triplophysa rosa, 1449 nucleotides long. It is a transcript of the gene nr1h4, whose product is annotated as nuclear receptor subfamily 1, group H, member 4. Gene Ontology annotation, biological process: cell differentiation; positive regulation of transcription by RNA polymerase II; bile acid signaling pathway. NCBI's taxonomy places the organism in Eukaryota, Metazoa, Chordata, Actinopteri, Cypriniformes, Nemacheilidae. The record is from RefSeq and is a predicted model, not a curated record. Gene Ontology annotation, molecular function: RNA polymerase II cis-regulatory region sequence-specific DNA binding; zinc ion binding; bile acid binding. The transcript is spliced from 9 exons. The coding region runs from base 1 to 1449 and encodes 482 amino acids.
AUGAAUGAGUGGAUGGGCCAUGACGUCAAUGUGGUGGGACCCUUACAGAUCCCACCCAGCGAUGGGUUUCCCCUAUCAGAGACCUCCCACUUUUUUGAUAUUCUGGCAGAGCAGAACAGUCCUUUGCUGCAGGACCAGGAGGUCAUGCCCUUCACCAGCUAUCCCAGCAUGUUCACCUCGGCGGAACCCUGCAUAUCAUCACCGUCGUACUACCCCGGUCAGCACUGUUACCCACAGUUCAGCGGGGAGGAGUGGUACUCUCCGUCCACUGUGUUCGAGAUGAGGAAAGGACCUUUGGAGGGGGGGUUCGACAAUGCGAUGGAGGAGUCUUGCCCUGUUGUCCCCACUUUGUGUAAGAGGUCCAGAUAUGCUCCUCAGUCUGGAAAGAGCAAAGGAGAGGAACUGUGCGUGGUCUGUGGAGAUAAUGCGUCAGGGUAUCACUACAAUGCUCUCACAUGUGAGGGAUGUAAAGGGUUCUUCAGAAGGAGCAUCACAAAGAAUGCUGCAUAUAAGUGUAAGGCCGAAGGAAACUGUGAGAUGGACAUGUACAUGCGCAGGAAAUGCCAAGAGUGUCGACUCAGGAAGUGCAAAGAGAUGGGCAUGCUUGCAGAAUGCUUGUUAACUGAAAUCCAGUGCAAAUCCAAACGGCUGAGGAAAAACACAAAGGCGUCAUCUGAUGAAAGCAUAGGGGAGGAUGGUAGUGAUAGUAGAGAUGCUAAACAGGUUGUAUCGACCUCUAAACCUUUCAAGGAAAAUUUAGAACUGAGUCAAGACCAGCAGGCUUUAGUAAAUUACAUCGUUGACGCUUACAACAAACAUCGCAUCCCUCAAGAUAUGGCAAAGAAACUGUUACAAGAGCAGUACAGUCGUGAAGAAAACUUCCUCUUGUUGACAGAGAUGGCAACCAGUCACGUCCAAGUGCUGGUUGAGUUCACAAAAAACAUACCAGGAUUUCAAUCUCUGGAUCAUGAAGAUCAGAUCGCGUUAUUGAAGGGUUCGGCCGUAGAGGCGAUGUUCCUGCGCUCGGCUCAGGUCUUUACCAAAAAACUUCCUCACGGGCACACAGAGGUGCUGGAGGACAGGAUUAGAAAAAGUGGAAUAUCUGAAGAGUAUAUUACCCCAAUGUUUAACUUUUAUAAAAGCAUUGGGGAACUGCAGAUGAUGCAGGAGGAACAUGCUUUGCUCACCGCUAUUACAAUCCUCUCACCAGAUAGGCCAUAUGUAAAGGACCAGCAGGCUGUGGAGCAUCUACAGGAGCCUAUGCUGGGUGUGCUGAGGAAGGUUUGUAAGAUACAGCAUCCUCGGGAGCCACAGCACUUUGCACGGCUGCUGGGACGUCUGACUGAGUUACGCACCCUCAAUCACCAUCAUGCAGAGAUGCUGGAAUCAUGGCGCACGAGCGACCACAAGUUCACACCUCUUCUCUGUGAGAUUUGGGACGUCCAGUGA